AUGGUGCAUAAGACUUUGAUGAACAACUACUUCAACUUCAACUCGGUGUACACAGAAGAAGAUUUCAAAUGUCACUUCCGGAUGAGGCAUCAUGUCUUCGAGCAUUUACUUUAUGAUGUCCAACAUGUUAAUCCAUACUUUCGACAGAAGAUGGACAGAGCAAGCCGCCCUGGUUUAUCACCUCAUCAAAAGGUUACUAUUGCACUCCGAAUGUUGGCCUAUGCCUCCCCAGCUAAUGCGAUAGAUGAUACAUAUUUUGUUCAGAUUUACAAAGAAGAGUACCCCCGUGAACCAAAUCAAGCAGAUAUGGCUCAGCUACUUCGCAAAGCUGAAGACCGUGGCUUUCUGGGCAUGAUAGGGUUAUUAGAUUGCUUGCAUUGGCAGUGGAAGAACUGUCCCACCGGAUGGUAA
Messenger RNA from Malus domestica (apple), 411 nucleotides. RefSeq lists its product as uncharacterized. NCBI's taxonomy places the organism in Eukaryota, Viridiplantae, Streptophyta, Magnoliopsida, Rosales, Rosaceae. The record is from RefSeq and is a predicted model, not a curated record.